Messenger RNA from Athalia rosae (coleseed sawfly), 2447 nucleotides. Its product is annotated as glucose dehydrogenase [FAD, quinone]-like. NCBI's taxonomy places the organism in Eukaryota, Metazoa, Arthropoda, Insecta, Hymenoptera, Athaliidae. Gene Ontology annotation, molecular function: flavin adenine dinucleotide binding; oxidoreductase activity, acting on CH-OH group of donors. The record is from RefSeq and is a predicted model, not a curated record. The transcript has 4 exons. The coding region runs from base 202 to 2187 and encodes 661 amino acids.
UGCAGACGAUGUGUUGAUGAUGAGCUCAUGCCCAGUUCAAAGCUAAUUCAUGGAAGAGCGGUUCACUGGCAACAUAUUAUAACACGAUAGAGAAUGAAAAGCAAAAGAAAGUGAUAUUCCAACGUAUAAUUGAGCACGUCCAAAACCAGGACAGAAAUCAAAUAGUAAAUCCAAAUUUGUUUUUUAUCGAACGUUGAACAAAUGAAGAUCGCAAUAUCGCUGACUUAUUUCUUGCGAUGGAUAAUUUUCGGGUUUGGAUCCACGGCAGCGAUACGAUACGAUCAUCGAGCUACCAGCACGUUGUCGGUGGGAACCGCAGGGGUUUUCGCCGAUCAAAUCGGCAGUUAUCCCGGCGGAUGUUGCCAGUGCAAAUUUGAGGACACCCCUUACUUGCAGUCGGCUUGUGGCGCUUCCGCAUCCUUCAUGAUACUGAUUCAAAGUCUGAUGAUGGCGAGGUGCGACAUCGCUGACCCUUGCCGACGAAGUGGCAGGAACGAACUACCCGAUGGACAAUGGUACGAUUUUAUAAUCGUCGGAGCCGGAGUCGCUGGACCUGUUUUGGCAAGGAGACUCAGCGACAAUCCAUGGUGGAAAGUUCUCCUGGUAGAAGCUGGCCCCGAAGAACCUACGAUGACGGCUUUUCCGGGACUGGCAUUCAACGCGAUCAAUACGUCGUUGGAUUGGAAAUUUUUGACCGAGCCAACGCAACCGCAUCCUACGGCUUGUUUGGAAAAUGGUGGCGCGUGCAGCUGGCCGAGAGGUAAAAUGGUAUCGGGAACUGGAGGUCUGUACGGGAUGAUGUACGCCAGGGGUCACCCUGAAAUUUACAACAAAUGGGCCCGCACCGGUAAUACCGGAUGGUCUUACAGCGAAAUCGAACACUAUUUUGAGAGGGCUGAAAACCCGGCCCACCUCCACAUGGUCAGCGAUCAACCAUAUCCGAGAACGCGCAACGGAGGUCCGUUAGUCAUCGAUCAUUUUCGACACAAACCCGAUUUUUCGGAAGCCUUGUUGGAAGCGGCGAAGGAACGGGGAUACAGAACAGAUUCACUUCACGAAUUCAAUCAGACCGGUUUUAUGGUGGCGCCGAUGAUGACGGAAAACGGACUACGUGGUACCACGUCGAGAUUUUAUCUCCGACCCGUAGCACACAGAAAAAACUUGGACGUCCUGACGAACGCUCAUGUGACGAAAAUCUUAGUCAAGAAGUGGGCAAACACGGCUUACGGCAUUGAGUACAUAGAUAAGAAAGGUAAAAAGAGGACGGUAAAAUGUAACAAGGAGGUCAUUUUAACAGCAGGAGCGAUCGGAUCGCCAACGAUUCUGAUGGCAUCGGGAAUCGGUCCUAAGGAACAUCUCGCCGAACUCGGAAUACCGACGAUAAAAGAUUUACCCGUUGGUAAAAAUCUUCACAAUCACGUUUCCAUCGGUAUCAAAAUGAGCAUAAACGACACUUAUUACGAAACACUGACCUUGGACGCAGUGAACGAAUUUCUGGCGACAAGAACUGGUCCGUUGGCGAGCACGGGGCUCACCCAGGUCACGGCAUUUCUCGAAAGUAACUACUCAACGGCGGGGGUGCCGGACUUGCAAGUAUUCUUCGACGGAUUCAGUUCGAGAUGUGCAAUGACCGGUAAUCGAAUCGAGUGUCCGGACGGAACCAUUGGAAAUUGUCCCGUGAGGCGAGAAAUCGUCGCUAGACCGACGGUCGUCUGCGCACGGACCAAAGGGUACAUGAAAUUGAGAUCGGCAGAUCCGCUGGACCCGCCGCUCCUUUAUCCGAACUAUUUCGACGACGUGACGGACGAAAAGAUCUUGAUCGAGGGUAUCAAGAAGGUUCUGGAACUGACGGAAACACCUUCGAUGAAAAAGUGGGACCUUCGCCUCGACCCGACUCCUCAUCCUUGGUGUUCGGAAUACGAGUUUGCAUCGGACGCCUACUGGAGUUGUUUCAUCCGCGUACAAACUGGCCCCGAGAAUCAUCAAGCAGGAACGUGUAAAAUGGGACCUCUGGGAGACGGUCAAGCGGUGGUCGAUCCGGAAUUGCGAGUUCACGGAAUUACUAAUAUUCGUGUCGCUGACGCAUCGAUAUUUCCGAUUGUUCCGAACGCUAAUCCAGUAGCAGCGAUUAUCAUGGUGGCAGAAAAGGCUUCGGAUCUGAUCCGCGACGCUUGGUCGUUCAAGUGAACCAGACCCAAACUGUCCACGUAACAGGCGUACGAAAUCUGAAUUGUGGGUUUUGCUCAUAAAUCGAUUUCGAUAAAUUUGCAAUUCAUAAUAUAUGUAACGCUUUUUUACCCGGUGUGCGAAUUCCGUUCCCGGAUCGACGAUUCGUUUGGAAAAGAAGAAUACAUAUGCAGUCGAAUCUCUUUUGAAAAACAAUUUUUGUACCGUAUUCUACUUGUUUCAAUAAACAGAAACCCUCUUCUCCGUAAGCAUACCCCUAA